Molecule: messenger RNA, 3304 nt
Organism: Drosophila novamexicana
Lineage: Eukaryota; Metazoa; Arthropoda; Insecta; Diptera; Drosophilidae
Gene: Men-b
Product: NADP-dependent malic enzyme
Exons: 7
Coding region: 235-2106 (623 amino acids)
Biological process (GO): pyruvate metabolic process; malate metabolic process
Cellular component (GO): mitochondrion
Molecular function (GO): NAD binding; malate dehydrogenase (decarboxylating) (NADP+) activity; malate dehydrogenase (decarboxylating) (NAD+) activity
Source: RefSeq, a predicted model, not a curated record
GCCGACAGCUUCGCCAGGUAGUUUUUGCCCGCGCCGCGUUGAAUACUCAGUUUUGUUUGUUGGGCCUAAUAAGGGUGGCUGGCUGGUUAUUGUCGUGUGUUUCAUAUGUAAAAAAAAAGCUUAGCGUAACAAAAAGUAUUAUUACCUAGUGAUAAGUGUCAAAACAAAAGCAAGCUACAAGCAAAACACCUUAAGUUAACACAUCAUAAGCAAUUCUAGAAACACAGGCGCAAAAUGUUCUCACGACCCAGCUUGUGUGGAAAUCUCGGUAAACUGUGCCGCAGCGGCACUGCAGCCGUGACGAGCACCCCAACAACAACACCGCCGGCAUUAUCGGCGCUGGCGCUGUGCGAUGCCCGUGGCUAUCAUGAGGUUGUCGGCGACAUUAUCUGCCCCUCACAGGUGCGCGGCAUCGAUCAUAUACGCGAUCCUCGCUUGAAUAAGGGCUUGGCCUUUACUCUGGAGGAGCGUCAGGUGCUGGGUAUUCAUGGCCUGCAGCCAGCACGUUUCAAGACUCAGGAGGAGCAGCUACAGCUGUGCAAGAUUGCCGUUAACCGCUAUACAGAACCACUGAAUAAGUAUCUGUAUUUGAGCGAUCUGCACGAUCGCAAUGAGCGCCUGUUCUUCCGCUUUUUAUCGGAGAACAUUGAGGAUCUAAUGCCCAUUGUAUACACGCCCACAGUGGGCCUGGCAUGCCAGCGUUUUGGCCUGAUCUACAGACGUCCGCAUGGCCUGUUUGUCACAUUCAAUGAUCGCGGUCAUAUCUUUGAUGUGAUGAAAAACUGGCCAGAGCCGAAUGUGCGUGCCAUUUGCGUAACUGACGGCGAGCGCAUCCUGGGCCUGGGUGAUCUGGGCGCUUGCGGCAUGGGCAUACCAGUUGGCAAACUGGCGCUGUACACCGCACUGGCGGGCAUUAAGCCGCAUCAAUGCCUGCCCAUUGUGGUGGAUGUGGGUACCAAUAAUAUCGACCUGCUGGAGGAUCCACUGUACGUGGGUCUGCGUCAAAAGCGCGUCGUAGGACGCGAAUACGAUGAUUUUAUCGACGAGUUCAUGGAGGCAGUUGUCAAGCGCUAUGGCCAGAAUACACUUAUCCAGUUCGAGGACUUUGGCAAUCACAAUGCAUUUAGAUUCUUAGACAAGUAUCGCAAUACAUACUGCACCUUUAACGAUGAUAUUCAGGGAACAGCCGCUGUAGCUGUGGCCGGCUUGUACGCCUCAAAGCGUAUAACGGGCAAGUCCUUCAAGGAAUACACUUUCCUAUUCGCGGGCGCCGGCGAGGCAGCCAUUGGCAUUGCCGAUCUCGUGGUCAAGGGCAUGGUUGCCGAAGGCGUGCCCAUCGAGGAGGCAUAUAGUAGGAUAUUUAUGGUCGAUAUUGACGGGUUGUUGACCACAUCGCGCAAUGUGGGCAACCUGGAUGGCCACAAGGUCAAUUAUGCCAAGGACAUUGAACCAAUGCAGGAUCUCGAGCAAAUUGUGUCGACUGUUAAGCCAAGUGUGCUAAUUGGCGCUUCAGCCUGCGCCGGCCUCUUCACGCCCAAGAUUCUGCGCACCAUGGCGGACAAUAACGAAAGGCCUAUCAUAUUUGCUCUCUCAAAUCCAACCAGCAAGGCGGAAUGCACAGCUGAGGAGGCUUAUCACAACACGGAUGCUCGCGUCAUCUUUUCAUCAGGUUCGCCCUUCCCACCGGUUGUUGUGGGCAACAAAACCUACUACCCCGGUCAGGGUAACAAUGCAUACAUUUUCCCUGGCGUUGGGCUCGGCGUCAUAUGCACGGGUACACAUCACAUACCCGAUGAUAUGUUCCUGAUUGCUGCCCAAGAGCUGGCCAACUUUGUGGAGCCCGCUGACAUUGAGCGCGGCUCAUUGUACCCGCCGCUGUCGAGCAUUCGUGAUGUCUCCAUGAAUAUUGCCAUUGGCGUAACUAAAUGUGCUUAUGAUAAGGGCUUGGCAUCCACAUACCCAGAGCCGCAGGACACGCGCAAGUGGCUGGAGGAUCAACUGUACAACUUUAACUAUGAGUGCUCGAUGCCAGUCACCUGGACCUGGCCACGCAUGCCAUACAUCAAGACCCGCGAAGAGAGUCCGCUAAUUGCCGCUAUUAAAUAAGAAAAUCGUUCAGUUCUCUUGGUUGAUCGUUUGAUGGCACUUCUGUAUUGCAUUCUAACCCACUCUUCGUAUUACUACUACUACUACCACUACCACUACUUCCAAGCGACCACCAACAGCACCAAACACUAACCAAGCCUAGGCCUAGAUAAUUUCUGCAACGGCUCACACUAUCUACAUGUUAUAUGAUCGAUUCACUUGCCACGUCAGUUGCCAGGUUUAAGAUCAGCCGGCGUACGGCUAUGGGGCUCCCCAGCUCUUCAUUGGUGACUAAUUAAACAAGCAAACUUCCACAUUGUUAUUAAACUUACCCAUAAAAAUUGUUAGUCAUAGAUACGAGCUGUAGUAGUUAGCCAGCGACAAGUGCGACAGAGACUAUGUAUUUUCGAUAUGUUUAUCUAGUAUUAUAUAUGUCUGUACAGAAUGUUUUUAUUUUUUUUUUGAUAAUGUUACGAUGAAUGCGAACCUAAUUAUCUCACAAUUGUUUACUUACUAACUGCUUUGUUUUUGACUUGCCUAUCUUUCACCUGAAAUUAAGUUUAAUUGGCUUGCUGGUUUUAAUUUCCUUCUGGAUCUCUCUCUCUCUCUCUUACUUUAACUCUCGCUUUUCCCAUUGACUGCUUACUAAUUCCAAAAGCGGCUCUCAAUGAAAACCUAUGCUUCCUUUCUCAACUAUAAAGCAAAUGAAAAAUUGAAGAAUUGAUUGAUAUUGAUCUAUUGCUAUUUCCCUUUCGUUGACAUAUAGAAAGCGAAGAUAUCUUAUAAAUAAUCCAACCUCCACACCGACCGCAUAGAACCAUAUAUAUUGGCAUAUAUAGACAGCAGAACGGUGAGAUUCUGCCCAACCUUAAACGAAAAAAGAGCAGCCGUUGACCUUAAUCAUUAACUCUUAAACUAAAAGUUAACAAACUAAGUUAAAAGUUUUAAUUUAAUACAAAUAGCGUAUAUAUAAAUAUAUAUGUAUGUGUAUAUAUAUAUAUGACUAUAGAAAUAAUUAUUUUUGUCGUUGAUCCAUGUCUGAUAUUUAUUAAAUAGCCUUGUUAUAAUUUAUUGUUACACACAGUCAAUUUUAGUUUAUCAUAUUACUUAAACCCUAAAAACUGAGAAGAAAAUGGAGUGAUCCUCAAGCAAUUGUACUAUUGACCCGCUGAUGUGCGAUAAACAAUAAAAUAUACGGAAAAUGGUUAUUUCAAACGUU